This is a messenger RNA of Saprolegnia diclina VS20, 852 nucleotides long. RefSeq lists its product as hypothetical. NCBI's taxonomy places the organism in Eukaryota, Oomycota, Saprolegniomycetes, Saprolegniales, Saprolegniaceae. The record is from RefSeq and is a predicted model, not a curated record. The coding region runs from base 1 to 852 and encodes 283 amino acids. The transcript has 2 exons.
AUGCCGAUGCGCUCGCGCAAUGAAGCUGCACGUGGCAUCCUUGCCACGUACCGGGAUGCCUUUUCGCCCGAGAUCAACGCCUUUGUUCAGCGCUACGAGGCUCUCGUUGCAAGCAGCCAUGCCGCGCGGCAGCAAGCGUUGGCCCCCGCACAAGCGUGGUGUACAAUGCUGCUGCAUCUCCUUACCGACUAUGUCCUUUUGCAAGCCGACUCGGGGCGCGCCGACAUGCGGGUGUCCGUUCUACAAGUGCUACAAGAGGGCUGGGACGUGCUCGAAGAUGCGAUUUCGCGCCUUAAGCACGACACGUGGACACUCGAACACGCGAAAACGACGCUUCUCAGCGAGCUUUCUGCUUGUCUUUGCGCCGACAUGGCCGACGCAAGUGCGCUCCAAACCACCCAUUUCAAGGACAUUCUGGAAGACGCCAGCCAACUACGAGUGCUUCGAAGUGCCGACGACCCAACACGGCGGCUUGUGCCGAAACAGGCGCUGGCGGGACCGUGGGGCCUUGUUGUUACCAUCGGUCCGUUCUCAGCGACCUCUGUCCGCGCCCUCGCGACACAGAUUCGAUCGCAGGUGACAAGCGCUCUUCAGAUGCAUGCCAAGAGCGUUCUCCACGCAGCUUUGCUGGACGUCAACGCCAUGUCGAACGUGCUCGACGGCGUCUCGAGGCCGCAGCGCUCGCCCUUGGCGUCGCUCUACAACAUGAUGUUUGUGUCGCUCCCGGCGACAAAACACUGUUUUUGGAUGGACUUUUUCGGUAUUUCGAUUGCGCGCGGCGUCGCGUACUACAAGUGGCUCGGUGUCGCGACACUGGUGUGCGUUGUAGUCCACACGGCGCUGUACGUCUAA